Molecule: messenger RNA, 3141 nt
Organism: Anguilla rostrata (American eel)
Lineage: Eukaryota; Metazoa; Chordata; Actinopteri; Anguilliformes; Anguillidae
Product: transmembrane protein 163a
Exons: 8
Coding region: 561-1412 (283 amino acids)
Cellular component (GO): synaptic vesicle membrane
Molecular function (GO): zinc ion binding
Source: RefSeq, a predicted model, not a curated record
CAAUGUUUAUCCCAAUUAAACAACACUGCGAUGCUUAACUCACGUUAAACAACCAAAACUUUUAGAUUAAACCACAGAGCAAAUAUAUCAGUAGCCCAUUUAUGACGGCGAGGAGUUGGGUUGCCACGGGAUCACUCGCGGGCUGCCAAAAGAUAAGUCGCUUGUUCACCUGCGCGAGAUGCGCAGCGCAUCCUACCGAAAACAAUCGCUUUCGGAGAAACUGCCGCUCGCCAGAAGUCUCGCCAGUGAUUUUCUGCUCGGGCGCUUGACAGUGGUAUGUGCACGAAUUCUGGACAACCUCGGAGCAGGAGUCCAGUUAAAGAACGUGGAUAUUUUUAAUUAGAGACUGUCUGCUGUAGUCGCUGCUCUCUAGUUAGCGAGUCCGUGUCGGAGAGAGAGGGGGGGUUUUGUUGAUGCAGAGGAGAGUCUCGAUAUCUUAUCUGUUUGCCCACUUCGCACUGAGCAACUCAACGCCGGCGGCAUCAGCGCGCCGGAGGACUGGAGUUCUCGCUCCGGUGUGACAUAAUUCGAGUGCUUUAUUUUAACUGAAACAAAAAGCGAUGACCGACUCCUCGACACCAGACCCCUGCCCAGUGCCUGACCCCACAAUUGUGGAGCCCGCUACUCAGAACGGACAGUGCGCUCCUCCGGAACAGCAGCCACCCAAAAGGGCGAAUUUGGGAGACCCCUUCAACAUGGACCGGGACCAAGAGAUGAAAAUAAGCGACAGCGUAGAGGGUCAAGGCUUGCUGGAGAGCAGCAUGCGGCUGAAACCCCACGAGGCGCAGAGCUACCGCAAGAAGGCAUUGUGGGUAUCCUGGAUCUCCAUCGUGGUGACGCUCAUCCUGGCCGUGGCUGCUUUCACCGUUUCUUUCAUGAGACACAGCGCCUCCGCCUUUGGAUUUGCUUUUGACGCGACGCUGGACGUGCUGUCCUCCAUUAUUGUGCUGUGGCGCUACAGCAACGCGGCCGCCGUGCACUCGGCCCACAGAGAGUACAUAGCGUGCGUGAUCCUGGGGGUGGUCUUCAUCCUGUCCUCCCUGUGCAUUCUGGGAAAGGCCAUCCAUGACCUGGCCACUAGGCUCCUCCCUGAAGUGGAUGACUUCCUCUUCAGCGUCUCCAUUGUGAGCGGGCUCAUGUGCAUCAUCCUGGCCGUGCUCAAGUUCAUGCUGGGGAGGGUUCUGACCAGCCGGGCCCUCGUCACGGACGGGUUCAACUCCCUGGUCGGGGGGGUGAUGGGGUUCUCCAUUCUCGUCAGCGCGGAGGUUUUUCGCCACGACCCCGCGGUGUGGUACUUGGACGGGACAAUAGGGGUCCUGAUCGGGCUCAUUAUCCUGGCCUACGGAGUCAAGCUGCUGGUCGACAUGGUCCCGCGGGUGAGACAGACGAGGCACUACGAGAGGUUCGAGUGAGCGCGCUCAGAACAGGCGGGCCUUGCAGGAGGGGGCGGAGCCAUGUCCGUGCGGGCCUCCUCGCGUCCUCCUCCACACCCCGCCCCCCCCCCCCCCGGAAGACUUCAGAGGACAAAUAAAACAUAGACUUUAAGGUGCCAGUGGUAUUUCAGUUCAAAAACAGGCCACCCAUUACUGUUUUUCUUUUCUUUUUUUCUUUUUUUUUUUUUUAUAUCUCCAAACUCGAUGCGUCUGUAAACAGAAUUUUGGGAAAAGCGGGGAGGGCAACCCUCCCGCGAACAGAAGAAGAAGAGGAGGAGGAGGUGGGCGGAGUCUGGUUCAGUGCGCGGCGUUGUUUUGGUGGUGUCCGUCAAGGCGGUUGCUGCAAUCCCUGCUUUUUGAAGGAAACACUGAACCCUUUGUAUGAUAUAGUUUAGGAUAGACUUAACCAUGUCCUAGUGCGUAACCCUAAAAGGCUCCCAUUUGCUCUGUCUUGAAUGAUUAUCCUAAUGAUUAUUUCUUGUCGCGCUUGUCUAUUUAGAACAAAUAGCUUCCCAGCCAAAAAGUAUAACUUGAUUUGCUGUAUUGUGCCUCCUCUGGAAAAAUGUGACUGUGUUCGAGUGGCACCUGUGGUUUAGUGCAGCGAUGCACGCCAGUGCCCCCUAAUCAAAAUAUUUACUGUGCCAACGGCAUGUGUGGCACCACCCCUCUGGGUGGGGGAGAGGUGGGGCUUCAGUGGGUCCCAUCGAGCACAGGCGCCCCCUCUGGUGGAUCGCGGGGCUGCAGCCUGCUGUGUCGGUGGUGCUCCCGGGCAGAGCCCAGCGACAGCGACCUGCGGCUGAAUUCUCUUCAGAGCACACGACUGCACUCUGCAGAGCUGAUUACAGUCGUCACGGCGACGAUGAGGCAGGAUCACAAACACAAUCGGCCAAAACAUCCAAAUUUCAUACAAGAAAGCAAUAACAUAUUUUAAAAAAUAUAUAUAAUAAUGUGACAAUUCAAAAUACUGUACCUAACAGAAUUAGCUUUUAGCUUCCCUUUGAUGUGAAUCGGUCAUGUUCUGCCUGUUCCUCUCCCUUCCUAUCCCCGCUUAUAAGAGUCUCUGCGGAUGGUUUUAAUGUGUGUAUAUCAGUGUGAGUGUGAGUGUAAAAAUCUGCUGAUGGGGUUUUAACGCGGGUAUAGCAGUGUGAGUCUGAGACGGGGGCGAUCCGGGGGUUGCUUGUGUUUACUUUAUUUCGGCUGAGGUCCCGCUUCUGGGGGCUUCGGUGCUGGCCCAAUGCCGGGGUCCGGUAAUCGAAGGAACCAAAGGGGCAGCCGAGCCACCCCCUCUGACUCCGCUUGGGCCCCAGAGAAGCACAAACCGACCCCUGGCAGAACCCGCCAGUCUGGCCCAAACCCACAGCUGAGGAACCUUAGCUCCCCAGUAAUGCAGAUAUCAUUGCCCAGUGCACACUGGGAACAAGGGAUUCAUAAUCGUAAUAGUAAUAAUAACACCUUGCACUCACCAUCCACAAACGUACACAUUUGGACUGAACGCAUUCAAAAAUGUACAGGCUUAUACAUGAGUGCGUAUAUGUAUAUAGUACAUCCAGUAUGUUUGGCAUUACAAGUAACAUAAAUACAAGGACCUUGAUAUUUGAACAUUACCUGUAAUUUUGCAGUCUGUCUGGGAUCUGACGGAUUUUUAGUCAGUUUUCAGCUGGCAGACCUGCCACUUGUUCUCACUGGGACAGCAGUCAUGGGGGUUAGA